Molecule: messenger RNA, 4116 nt
Organism: Miscanthus lutarioriparius
Lineage: Eukaryota; Viridiplantae; Streptophyta; Magnoliopsida; Poales; Poaceae
Source: the annotation of a GenBank genome assembly
AUGAGCAGCAAUGAGGAGUCGUCCAAUAGCGACACUUCCAGUGAAGGACCGGGCAUGGUGAACUUGGCGAAGGCAGCUAUCGUGCUAAGAAGGUUGAAAGGCAUGCUGGCGCAGCAACGUCCUGUGGUAAAUCCUCCUUGUCCCAUACCCAAGCUCACCGGGGUGCAAUGGAUGAAACUUACUCUUGACGACCCCACAAAAUGCAUAGACAAUUUGCGUAUGUCCCGUGACGCCUUCAUGCAUUUGCAUAACAUGUUGCUUCCGUUUGGGCUGCCAUCUACAGACAAGUGUAGUUCCGUUGAAGCUUUAGGAAUGUAUGUCUGGACUUGUGCCCACCAGUCUGCUAGUAAAGAAUGCAAAGAUAGAUUUGAAAGAUCGUUAGAUACGGUUAGUAGGAAGACUAUACUAGUUCCAACAGAUAGGAACUACCCACGAGUCAGCCAGAAACUUGCUGAAUAUGCACCAUGGUUUGAUGGGUGCAUAGGUGCUAUAGAUGGUACCCACAUAAAGGUUGAGGUUAAUCAGAAAGCUAAGGCUGCCUUCUUCAAUAGGAAAGGAGAAACUUCAAUUAAUGUUUGUGCCAUUGUGGAUAUGGAUGGCCGCUUCACCUAUGUGGGUGCCGGGAAGGCGGGAGCAUGUCAUGACAUGGCGGUCCUAAAAGGCUGUCAGGCUGAUGAAUGGUUCCCCCAUUCACCCGUAGGACGCUACUACCUAGCAGACGCGGGAUACACAGAGAGUCAAGGAUACAUGACUCCUUUCCAGAAUACAAGGUACCAUAUAAACGACUUUAGGAGCGUAGAGUUGGGGACGUUAGAACACGAGGAGAAAUUUAACUACAUUCACACGAGGCUGCGCAAUGUAAUUGAAAGAAGAUUUGGGGGGCUCAAAGAACGGUGGCAUAUUCUAGAACGGGUUCCUUACUUCGCGAGGAAAAAGCAAGCGAUGAUUAUCAUAUCAUGCUUUGCAAUGGAUAAUUAUUUGUGGCUGCUGUUUGAUAGUUUUGUUGGACUUAGAGAACUGGAAUUAGUUGAGGAGAAGAGUUUAAAUUUGAAAUGGCUAUUCAGCCAAUUUAAAUUGGCUGGGGGCUGGCUGGCGACUACUUGGCUGGCUGGUUCAGCGCUAGCUCCAGCAAGCCAAUUCAAGCCUGCCGAACAGGUUGCAUCGGCGGCGGUGAACGCGGUGUUCGCCAAGCUCGGCCAGACGGCGUCGUCGGCAUGGAACAUCAGCGGCGAUCCCUGCACCGGCACCGCCACGGACGGCACCGUCAUCGACGACAACCCCAGCUUCAAUCCGGCCAUCAAGUGCGAGUGCUCCAUCCAGAACAACGUCACCGUCUGCCACGUCACCAAGCUGAAGAUAUACGCACUUAAUGCAGUUGGCCCCAUACCAGAGGAGCUGCAGAACCUCACGCGCUUGACCAAUCUGGAUUUAAGACAAAAUUACUUAACAGGGCCUUUGCCAUCUUUCCUCGGGAAUUUGACUGCUAUGCAGUACAUGAGUUUGGGCAUCAAUGCAUUGUCUGGAUCUGUUCCAAAGGAGCUUGGGAACCUUGCGAAUCUUGUAUCUCUAGGCUUUGGCUCGAACUACUUAAAUGGCUCUCUUCCAUCAGAGUUGGGAAACCUGGAAAAACUUGAGCAAUUGUAUAUUGAUAGUGCCGGCCUAAGUGGUCCCCUACCGUCAUCAUUUUCUAGGCUAACAAGAAUGAAGAUACUGUGGGCAUCAGAUAAUGAUUUUACUGGGCAAAUACCAGAUUUUAUUGGGAGCUGGACCAAUUUAACAGAACUGCGGUUUCAAGGCAAUUCGUUUCAAGGUCCACUUCCAGCCACUCUUUCUAAUCUCGUCCAACUAACAAGCUUAAGAAUAGGUGACAUAGUAAAUGGAAGUUCUUCACUGACAUUCAUCAGUAACAUGACAUCUUUGAGCACAUUAAUUUUGAGGAAUUGCAAGAUAUCUGAUAGCCUGGCAUCAGUGAACUUUUCACAGUUUGCAAAUCUAAACUUAUUGGAUUUGAGUUUUAACAAUAUCACAGGCCAAGUUCCAGAAGCCCUUGUGAAUCUGAAUUCACUCAACUUCUUAUUUCUCGGUAAUAAUAGUCUUUCAGGAAGCCUGCCGAGCUCUAUAGGAACUUCUCUUAAAAAUUUAGAUUUUUCUUACAACCAGCUGUCAGGCAACUUUCCUUCUUGGACUACUCAGAACAAUUUGCAACUGAACUUGGUGGCGAACAAUUUCAUGACGAAUAGUGUAUUACCUUCAGGGCUGUUGUGCCUUCAGAGAGACACACCCUGUUUUCUUGGCUCUCCACAAUCUGCCUCUAUUGCUGUGGACUGUGGGAGCAGUAGACCUAUAUCUGGCUCUGACAACUCCAUGUAUCAACCUGAUGAUGCCAGUCUUGGAGCUGCAUCCUAUUAUGUUACAGGAGCACCAACCUGGGGUGUGAGCAAUGUCGGCAAGUUCAUGGAUACAUCAAAUGGAAGUGGAAGUUACAUAAUCUACAGCUCACGCCAAUUUCAGAACACUCUAGAUUCAGAACUAUUCCAGACAGCAAGGAUGUCGCCAUCAUCUUUGAGAUACUAUGGUAUUGGACUCCAGAAUGGAAACUAUACAGUCACUCUUCAAUUUGCAGAGUUUGACUUUGAAGAUUCACAGACUUGGAAGAGUGUUGGGAGAAGGGUUUUCGAUAUCUAUCUCCAGGGCGAGCGUAAAGAGAAGAACUUUGACAUAAGGAAGGCAGCAGGGGAGAAAUCUUACACUGCUGUCAAGAAGCAGUAUAUUGUUCCUGUCACUAGAAACUUCCUUGAGAUUCAUCUUUUCUGGGCUGGCAAGGGAACUUGUUGCAUUCCUAGUCAAGGCUACUACGGGCCUGCAAUCUCAGCUUUGAGUGCAACUCCAAAUUUCACCCCUACAGUCCGUAAUUCUGCACAGAAGAAGAGCAGUAGUAAAACAGGUGUAAUUGUUGGAGUCGUGGUUGGUGCAGCAGUUUUGGGAGUACUAGCAAUUGCUGGACUCUGUAUGUGGAGGCACAAAAAGAGAAAACUAUUAUUGGAGCAACAAGAGCUUUACAGUAUUGUUGGAAGACCCAAUGUAUUCGCUUAUGGUGAACUAAGGACCGCUACUGAAAAUUUUAGUUCCAAUAAUUUUCUUGGUGAAGGAGGAUAUGGGUCAGUUUAUAAGGGUAAAUUAGCUGAUGGAAGGGUGGUGGCUGUAAAACAGUUAUCUGAAACAUCUCAUCAGGGAAAACAGCAAUUUGCAGCUGAAAUAGAAACUAUUUCUCGAGUGCAACACCGUAAUCUUGUGAAGUUGUAUGGUUGCUGUCUUGAGGGAAAUAAACCACUGCUGGUUUAUGAGUACCUGGAGAAUGGAAGCCUUGAUAAAGCAUUAUUUGGAAGUGGGAAACUGAACCUAGACUGGCCAACACGCUUUGAGAUAUGCUUAGGCAUUGCAAGAGGCCUCGCUUAUCUCCAUGAAGAGUCUAGCAUCCGUGUUGUGCAUAGGGACAUAAAGGCUAGCAAUGUCUUACUUGAUGCAAAUCUCAACCCUAAGAUCUCGGAUUUUGGGCUCGCCAAACUUUAUGAUGACAAGAAGACCCAUGUCAGCACAAAAGUUGCGGGUACAUUUGGUUAUCUUGCACCUGAGUACGCCAUGAGAGGUCAUAUGACCGAGAAAGUUGAUGUGUUUGCAUUUGGUGUGGUCAUAUUGGAGACCUUAGCUGGAAGGCCAAAUUUUGACAAUACGCUGGAUGAAGACAAGGUUUAUAUUUUAGAAUGGGUUUGGCAACUAUACGAAGAAAACCACCCUCUGGACAUGGUCGACCCCAAGCUCGCAGGAUUCAACAGCGACGAGGUGCUCCGUGCCAUCCACGUGGCCCUCCUCUGCACCCAGGGCUCGCCACACCAGCGUCCGUCCAUGUCACGGGCGGUGUCGAUGCUGGCGGGGGACGUGGAGGUGGGCGAGGUGGUGAACAAACCCAGCUACAUCACCGAGUGGCAGAUCAAGGGUGGCGACACCAGCAGCUUCAUGAGCAGGAAUGUCAGUGGGCAGUCGAGCGUGGCGCCAAGGUCAUCAGCGGCGCACACCUCGUCGCCAUUCCUGAGCUCUGUUAUUGAAGAAGGCCGGUGA